Messenger RNA from Elaeis guineensis (African oil palm), 1865 nucleotides. Its product is annotated as probable glycosyltransferase At5g03795. NCBI's taxonomy places the organism in Eukaryota, Viridiplantae, Streptophyta, Magnoliopsida, Arecales, Arecaceae. Gene Ontology annotation, molecular function: glycosyltransferase activity. The record is from RefSeq and is a predicted model, not a curated record.
GAAGAGUCUAGGCUGGCGUGCAAAGCAUUGGAAAUCAUCAUGAGAGAUCUUUCUCCUCCUCCUCCUCCUCCUCCUUCUUCUGCAUCAUGUUUCUAUGGGUAUAACGCGAAGUCUGUGGUGUUUUGUAUAUUGUUUCCUCUGGUGUUGGUUUCUUUGGGGUUAUUUGCCUUGGAUUCUAGGAGUUAUGCCUCCUGGUUCUCCUCUUAUGCUUCUUCCCUAACUAGGAACGCAACGGGAAGUUGGGGUGCUCUCUCGGUUUCCUCUCGCUCUUCUAGAGGUGGUUCUGGUAGAAGCUAUGAGGGGCCUGUGGAAUUCGAGAAGGAAGUACAUACUUCUGGUCAUGGUUCUUAUUUUUCUCCGGUGCCCGUCGGAGCGCCGAGCCCGGCACCGGAACCGGCAGCACCAGUCUUUCAGGGCUCUACUCCGAACAAUACUAGAAGAGCAAGGAUAAAAGAUACAAAGCUAGAGAGACUUGAAUUUGGUCUUGCGAGAGCUCGAGCUGCAAUUAGAGAAGCUGCUCGAAAUCCAAACCGGACAGCAUUAGUGGAUAAAGAUUAUGUUCCUAUAGGCCCAGUAUACAGAAAUGCCUAUGCGUUUCAUAAGAGUUACUUGGAAAUGGAGAAGUUGUUCAAGGUAUUUGUUUACGAAGAAGGUGAACCACCAAUAUUCCAUGAUGGCCCCUGCAGGAGUAUAUAUUCCACAGAGGGAUUCUUUAUAAACAACAUGGACAUGGAAAGCCGGCUGAGAACAAGAGAUCCUGACCGAGCUCAUGUGUUCUUCCUUCCAUUCAGUGUAGUUAGGAUGGUUCAAUACAUUUACCCCCGUGAUCACCAUGAUAUGAGACCCUUGAGAAAGACUGUCCUGGAUUAUAUCAAUCUCAUCUCCGGCAAAUACCCAUUCUGGAACAGGAGUCUUGGCGCAGAUCAUUUCAUGCUUUCAUGCCAUGACUGGGGGCCUUAUGCCUCAGGCGGCCAUCAUCAUCUGUUCGUCAACUCCAUUCGUGUCUUGUGCAAUGCGAACACAUCGGAGUGGUUCAAUGCUUCGAGAGAUGUAUCACUUCCAGAGAUGAACGUGAGAUCCGAUGUCAUCAAAGUUGGAGGACCAUCUGCUUCAGGCCGUCCAAUCCUUGCCUUCUUCGCCGGAGGAAACCACGGGCCGGUUCGGCCGGUGCUUCUGAAGCACUGGAAGGGCAAAGAUAAUGAUGUUCAGGUCCAUGAGUACCUCCCCAAAGGAGUGUCCUAUGUUGACUUGAUGAAGAAGAGCAAAUUCUGCCUUUGCCCAAGUGGCUAUGAAGUUGCUAGCCCAAGAAUCAUGGAGGCAAUCUAUUAUGAGUGCGUGCCGGUUACGAUUAAUGCCAAUUAUGUGCUGCCAUUGAGUGAUGUUCUUAACUGGAAGGCCUUCUCAGUCCAGGUCUCAGUUGAGGACAUCCCAAAACUUAAGAACAUUCUGAUGAGCAUAUCACCAAGGCAGUACAUAAGGAUGCAGAGGAGAGUGAAGACAGUGCAGAGGCAUUUCAUGAUGAAUGGCCCUCCGCAGAGGUUUGAUUUGUAUCAUAUGCUCCUUCACUCAAUAUGGCUGAGAAGACUAAACAUUCGCAUUCAUCUCCAGGAUUAAUUCUUUCCAAGUAACGUGGAGUUUUGGUACAUUGGAAAAGCUUGAUAGCUGCAAAUGCAGAGGAAAAUAAACUGAUAAUUGUUCUAUUGAUUAUAUUAUAGUCUCUCAAAUUUACUGAUUUUUUUUUUUUCUGGAUUUUUAUCAUAGUUCAGUGGAUUCCAUUCUUUGCAACAAAUGGGCGUUAAAUACUCUCUUGAAUGUAAAUAUUUCACUCUUGGAACGGAGCUGAAUGAAUGCUAUUCUUUUCGCCA